CUUUAUAUAUAAUUUUUAGCGGCCAUUCGUUCUACAGUCUUAAUUCACAGAAAAGAUGCUGGAGUUACAUGAUAUUGAAUGACAAAUGAGGCUGUCCGAUGGGUUGUUCGGCCUCGCUUCAUCAUCGUGUCGCUUCACGACAUCUGCCAUCGGCGAGAGUGAAGACAAUCGCUGUUCCUUUAUCAGCCGAUACGAAAAAUACACUGAGAGAAUCGUGGAAUCUUGUGGAGCCUGUUAAAACCGAGGCUGGAAAAUUGAUGUUUGUGAGGCUUUUUGAGACACAUCCAAACAUCCAAGACACGUUUCCGACAUUCAAAGGCGUCAGCUUAGACGAGCUGAUGAACUCUCGGUCCUUGUAUCUCCAUGCCAAGCGAGUUAUGGCUGCUGUUGAGAAUGCUAUCAAUUCAUUAGAUGAUGGUGAAGUCUUAACUGAGAGUCUCACAAGCCUGGGACAAAGACAUCAGGCUUGGUCUGUUACGGAAGACCACUUUGCGGUUGUUGGUGAAGCUCUACUAUGGACUUUGCAAGACAUGCUUCAGUCUAAAUGCACGAGUCAAGUGUUAGAGGCCUGGACAGAACUGUUUAAGUUCAUAACAAAAACGAUGUUAGGCGGGAUUCGCUCAAACGAAGCUGGUGACGAAAAAUAAUAUUUUUAUUAGCAUCGUACUAAUUUCCGGAUGGGCAUUUUGCACACAGUUUCAACGUAAGAGGCUGGAAAAACCAUUACAAGAUGACUUAAGGAUCCUCUAUCUCCCAUCCUUAGCCUUGGAUUCAACCAAGGGAAUAUCAAUUGAUAUUCUCUUGAUUCAACCCUUUCCCGAGGAGUUUUAUUAUUAGAAAGGUUCCCCAUCAAAAUAGAACUUUGAUAAUCCUACUAGUUUACGUCAAACAUCCGCUCGCAUCCCGCAUCAAUUGGGCAGCGAAAUCAGUUGCCACAAGAUCAGAGGUAACAGCUUAUAAUAUCUUGGUUGCCAUUGCUGAGUAGGUCUGUUCAGUUAUAGAUCACAGAAGACGUCAUAAUGUGGUAAGAUCAUUAGUGACUAACUUGACUGCGCCUCGUGUGCCACUUUUGGUGAAGAGAUGCAAGGCAACAUAAAAUCUAUUUGCUAAAGGGAUCAAAAACUUCCACUGUAAGAAAAACAGGAUACAAAGCAGCACUUGGCCUUACUACGGAAGAUUUCCGCGAAAAGAAGAAUAGCCAAGUUAUGAAAG
Messenger RNA from Pocillopora verrucosa, 1212 nucleotides. The record is from RefSeq and is a predicted model, not a curated record. Lineage: Eukaryota; Metazoa; Cnidaria; Anthozoa; Scleractinia; Pocilloporidae.